UCGUAUAUAAAGGCGAGCUCCCUCUUUUUUGGGUAGCAUAGUGGAUACUGUUGUGGCGGCCGGACGUAGUCGUUGGUUUAACGGUAGUUCUGACAUCGAAACAGUUAAUAGUAGUUAGCGAUAGUUGCUCUGACAAACCCACGGAGGAGUAACAAGUGUUUACUAUUCGGAAGUUUACUUUUACUUUACGAGAGUUUUUUGUUCAAACGCCAAAACUUUUUGGGAUUUAACUUCUUUUGGAAAUUAUAAUUUUUUAUUGUAUUCUUAUUUUUUAAAGGAACUUUUGAGAAUCAGUUUCGAUAAAAUGAACAUUAUCUAGAAUGUUUUGAAAAGGACUCUUCGGAAGGUUACCAGCAUGACAGAGCCAAUGGAGGGGACCCAUCAACUGGAAUCUCUGGGUUGCCCAUCAGGUGGGAGCCGCGAGGACGCCUUGGAGCAUCUCCCAGUCAGCUACCCUGACGGACCGCAGAGCGCCGACAGGGGGCGCCAGAGAGAGCAGAAGCAGCAGCGGGCGGAGAACCACGGGAAUAUCAACACAGGCAACUUGUGGCAAAUGAAAGGCGGACAGAGAGAGGUGUGUCCCGCUUCGGGAGACGGAAACGAGCUGUCCAAGUACCCGAACGCGGCGCCCGACGGCCACAGCCCGCUGAGAAAAAACGGACAAGACAGAACGCUGCAGGAGACUUUGAACCAAGUGCAAGUGGCGAGUUUGCCCAUCGACUCCGACGCGGGCUUUGACGCGCGCCUGGGCAAGAAGCGGCACCGGCGCAGGACCACCAAGAAGAAGCGCAACUGGAAGCCCUACAACAAACUUUCCUGGGAGGAGAAGAAAGCUUUGGAGGAGAGGGAGACUCUGCGAGCCUCGCGGAUGAGGGAGGAGAUGUUCGCCAAAGGGCUCCCGGUCGCUCCAUACAACACCACCCAGUUUCUGAUGGACGAACACGACCGAGAGGAGCCCGACCUCAACACCGGAGCCAGGCGCUCUCUGGGGGUCGGCGGUCGCCCGGAGGAGACCGGCAGCGAGGAGGAGGUCUUCGACAACGAGGAGGACGACGACGAUGACGGCAGCGGCGGAGGCAGCGACGGCAUCGGCAGGCCGGGGAACGCAGGUGGAGAGUUCCUCCAGAGGGACUUCUCCGAAACCUACGAGAUGUACCACGUGGAGACCCUGCAGAACAUGAGCAAACAGGAGCUGGUGCAGGAGUACCUGGAGCUGGAGAAGUGCAUGUCCCGCCUGGAGGAGGAGAACAACCGGCUGAGGCGCGCCGUGGAGCCCGGGGCGGCCACGGAUCAAGUCCAGGUUCGGCUGCAGGAGCUGGAGGUGGAGCUGGAGAGACUGAGAGCCGAGAACUCCGAGCUGCAUCUGCAGUGCAAGCUCAGCAGGGACCAGGACCAGAGCGCUGCGCAGUGAAGGACUGCUCCCAGGGAGGGGAACCCGGUUCAAAAAGGACUCCAAAAUGGGACUACUUUUCUUUUCAACCUGGUUUCUAUCAUCAGUUUGUCAGGAAAGUCAUUGCACUGCAAUGCAACAGUCUACUGGACGUUUUUUUUCUAUACUCCUUCCUGUCUCAGUUUUCUUCAAGUGUAAAUAUUUCAAAAAAUGAGAUUUUUUUUUUAAAAAUAACAGGAAUAAAAAAAAAAUAAUUUCUGGGUUACAAUGUAGUCAUAUCAUUGGCGUACACUGUUCCAUGUUUUUUUAAGUUCCCCUCCAGAUAAUAAACUAGUUAAUUUGGCCGUUUUCCUCCCCUCCAAAAAAAAAUGGAGUGAAGAUUUUAACAGUUGUGUGUUAACCAGUUCAAAUAAAGAAAAGUUCUGAUUGAAA
Messenger RNA from Oryzias melastigma (Indian medaka), 1822 nucleotides. RefSeq names its product HEXIM P-TEFb complex subunit 1 (gene hexim1). NCBI's taxonomy places the organism in Eukaryota, Metazoa, Chordata, Actinopteri, Beloniformes, Adrianichthyidae. Gene Ontology annotation, cellular component: nucleoplasm; nucleus; cytoplasm. The record is from RefSeq and is a predicted model, not a curated record. Bases 356 to 1411 code for a protein of 351 amino acids. Gene Ontology annotation, molecular function: 7SK snRNA binding; cyclin-dependent protein serine/threonine kinase inhibitor activity. The transcript has a single exon. Gene Ontology annotation, biological process: negative regulation of cyclin-dependent protein serine/threonine kinase activity; negative regulation of transcription by RNA polymerase II.